AUGGCAGACAGUCGGCCACGCGCCCACAAUGGCCCUCCUGCCCAUGGCGCCAACGUGGGCUCUGGCCACGAGGCUCCUCAGGGCCCGCCGCUCACCUUCGCGAGGCCAUUCACCCUCUAUGAGGCCCUUCCCUAUACCCCCUUAUCUUCCAUCACACCUUUCGAUUCGGGCGUUCUCCCACCUCCAUCGAUAGGCUCAGCCUCUCCUGCUCCCCCACUAACUGACCUCGUUUCCAACGCGGACUUUGCUGCGUUCAACCAAGAAAUUACCAACCAACAGCACCCCUCCAAGCGCAUGCAGUAUGCGGUCAGCCAGCUACAACAUCUGUUAGAACGAGCAAACAUUCCUGAAUACCAGUUCAAGACUGGCCCUAGGCUCUCCGGCUCGAAAGCGACUGCCUCCUCACGGCCUGUUCCGCUUGCAUCGGCUCUUACACCAUUCUCCAAGAUGGUCUACGAUCAUUCCCCUGUGCAGUUCCGUUAUCCAACUCCCGAAGCCCCGACCUCAACCUUGCCGAACGGCCAGCAAGCCGCCGUCAAUAUGUCGACCACUGCUGCGAUUCCGAGCCCUCCAGGAGAUCACAAGCCAAUCCAUAAGGCUCCUUGUGCGCCGCAACUGCAACCAGUUCAGCCCAUACAGCCGGUGCAUCCACCGCAGCCAGUGCAGAAACCCUCACAACUUUCCAUUCUGUCAACGCAGGCUGCACCACCGGUUCAUCCAAUUCAGCCCGUCCAGCCAGCCCAGAUGAAACAACCUCCACCUGCUACUGUGAACCGUCAGGCGCACGAAGUAAACGGAAAGAUGGAAUUCCAGAUCAUUCUGCCUACUAAGAGUCAGCUAGAAACUGUUACGGGCACCAUCAAGAAGGAGGAGUCUCCAGCUUCAUUUAUCGUGACAGGCCCUCAAGCUCCAACGCUCAUUCAGACAGCCCUUGCAGCACCAGGUGCUGUGCACCCCGUGUACAGUUCUCGGGAGACUCCGGACCCGAAGGUUUCAUCCUCGCCCUCAGUUCCUCAAAAGGCAGCAAUCGCCAUCGAGUUGCCAAGUGCCCCGACUUUCAACGAGAAUAGCUAUGUUGUGGCUCCUGUUGAACCAGAUGAACCAGCGAAUCUGUCACUCAAAAAGCAAAAGCGGGAGGACUUGGAUGGCGAUGAUCUAUAUGGUGAGAGCUUGGAUCUGCGUCAGCGGGCCAACGUUGCACUUCAUGAGUUGAAGGCAUAUUUGCAGGCCGCAUUUCAAGCCGUGGACAGGGCGAUAGCCCAAAAGUCCAGCAAUGAAAUGGCUAUCUUUCUUUCAGAGACUGAAGCCACUCUUGCUGCUCCAACUCAAACAAAACUUCAGAGUGCCCUGAAGAAGACGAUUGAGUUGAAUUGCUUCAUGACCGUUCCACUUGAUGAUCUUAUUUAUCUCCUUCGACUCUGUGACAGUGCCUUAAGGCAGACUGAGUCACUGGAUUUCAGUGUCCAGACGUCAUGGGGCGCGCAGGACGUUGAGCAGUGGUUGGAAUUACUGCCUAAUUUGGAGGCUGCCAUUCGAGCUGCUCGAACUUCAAUGAGGAUCAUGUGUGGCGGCCGCGAGGAAAAACAACUGUAUUCUGAGAACGCCAUCGAACAGGCCCUCAGCUUGUGCAAGCGCCUUAUCGAUGGCAUUAUCAUGCCCUUGGCUGAGCUUCGCAAUACCAGCGAUACCGAAGAGCUUUUCAAAGCGUUAUCGUCCUGCAAGAGGCGGAUUUUGCCACUUAUGACCGACGCUCAAAAGCUGCUUUCGAUGAUGUCGGAGCUGAUCGCCAAAGUGGAUACUUCCGAGACUGUUACCAAUGCUCUCGAGUUCGCUGCGUCUCAGCUCCUGUUCAUUGAGACAGCUAACGCCGAGAGAGAUUCAGUAAUCGAGACACAAAAGUUUGACGGCUUCCGCUUGGUGGCAAUGGAUAUGAUCUGUCAGAUCUUCCUCCUCAACCCCAGCCAGCGUCAAGGCAUCAUCGACGAGAUCCUCACCUCGUUGGAGAAGCUUCCUUUGGGGAAACGAGCUCGGACCUUCAAAUUGGCUGAUGGGAGCAGUAUCCAGCCGGUAUCUGCCCUCAUCAUGCGUCUUGUCCAAACGAGUGCUGGAAAAGAUGAGGGCCGAGGAAGCAGUGGUCGGCUCGACAUGACUGAAGGAGUCCAAAAAGUGACUGGCGCUAAGGCUUUUAUCAUACAGAGCGAGGCACAGGGUGCAUCGCAGCACUCAACGGCAAUUCGAGACUUGGACACUAUCUCUACGCCAUUACUGGAGACGGCGCGGAACAACGCAUCCUACGUCAUCAAGUUCAUUGUCAACCGGGCGUUGAACUCGACCAAGUCCGGAGACACUCCUUAUCGCAACCUGCUCGACCUGUUCGUUGAAGACUUUAUCACGUGUCUCGAUAACCCGGAUUGGCCUGCGGCUGAGUUGCUCCUUCGGCUCCUCAUGCUCAUGAUGGUUGGUCUCGUCGAAAACGACAAGUCUAGCAUUAUGGCCAAAAACAUGGCCCUCGAGCUCUUAGGCACCAUGUGUGCUGCGAUCUCGAAGCUCCGUGGCCACGUCAGGAAAAUGGCCAGUGCUUUGGAGGCCGAUGAGCUCAGCUUGUUCCUCUCCGACUUGGCAGCAUCGGCAUUGGAACUGAAAUCUCGUCCCGAGCACAUGGUGGCCUGGACGGGCCCCUAUCGCGCCACUCUUGAAUACCUUCAGAGUCGCAGCCGGUUCAACGAGGAUGCUCAACUGUCAAGCGCCAUGACAUUCAUCAUUUCCGAAUGGGGUUCCAAAAUCUGCACUUGUUAUGACGGCUAUCAAGAUGAUGUCCUAGAGCGGGAUCAAGAACUGGGCCGACUGGCGUACCGGCUCCGAGAAAUGAUUCUUGACCGCAAAUGGCUCUCAACUGAGUACACAUACAAGGAUGUUAGCCCUCUACAGGCGAAGUUAUCCUACUCUAUCAUCCUUCUGCGGUCUCAAUUUUGUGAGGCCUUCGGCGCCAUCUUGAAUAUUCUUCUGAACUCCAUGGCCAGUGAUCAGCCGACGGUGAGAAGCAAGAGUCUCAAGAGCAUCAAUCAGGUCAUGGAGGCCGAUCCGACCAUUCUUGAUGGCGAUUCGGUUGUCGUUCAGCUCAUUCUUCGGUCCUCUAGCGAUUCUUCAACUCAGGUCCGCGACUCUGCAUUAGGCCUGAUUAGCAAAUGCAUUAGCCUUCGCCCUGCACUCGAGGAGAAGAUGACGGAAACCGUCGUCAAUAGAUUCUCUGAUGCUGGACCUGGUGUUCGGAAGCGAGCCAUGAAGUUGGCCAAGGACAUUUAUCUCCGCAAUAGCAAUCGGGUCCUCCGCAGUGCUAUCGCGAACGGCCUACUUCAUCGAGUUCAAGAUCCUGAAGAGAGUGUUCGAGACCUGGCGCGUCAGGUGAUUGAGGAAAUUUGGUUUGCCCCCUUCCACUCCGGCGAGACCUCGGCUGCUUCACAGAUUUCGCUCUCCGAGCACGUCAUUUUGAUGGUUCAAACAGUCAAACGAGGCAAUGUUGCCAACGUGCUCGAUAAGGUCUUGCAGGCUCUGCUAAGCCCAUCAUCCAAGACUUCCCAGGCCUCCAUGGAGGUAUGCCGGAAGCUGGUCGGGAGCAUGUUUGACCUGAUCGACAAUAUCGAUUCCAAUGACGCCUCGGCUCCCUCGGGGCGUGACGUCCUCCAAGUCUUGAUGAUCUUUGCCAAGGCUGAGGCCAGCCUCUUCACUUUUGAACAGUUACGCUUACUCAGGCCGUACAUCGCGAGUAUCGGCACCAGCGAGGAUCUGACCGUCUCAAGGGCAGUCGUCGUGAUCUAUCGCAGGGUCCUUCCCCAGCUGUCCAGUGCUCACGCGCAGUUCCUUACAGAUGUCCGUAAGGAGCUGCUCCCGGUCGUCGCCAAGGUGCCCCGUGCGCUUCUUGACGAUGUCAUGGCAUGCUUGUGGAUCAUCAGUACUCUCUUGGGGACAUAUGAGCCCCUUGCACGGCUGGUGAUUUCCAGUUUAAAAGGCAUUCAAAAGACGCGGGCCAGUGCUCAAGUCCAGCCACUAGAUCAACUUAAAAUCCGACAGUUCGAUCGGUACUCCCUCAUUGUCGGAAUGGCUGGCAAGCACUGCAACCUCGACAGCCACCAUGAAAUGUUCAAGGAGCAUUUCCCUAAGUUCUCAGGUGCCUCGGUUUCCAAGCUCAUGGUUGAUAUUGUCGUUCCAUUUGCUGCUCCCUCCUGGCCCUUAGACGUUCGCAAACCUGCCCUGGACUGCGUAGGCUUGGUGUGCCAGUCCUCUCCGCGUAACUAUGUCGCCGCAAAUGUCUACACAGCUUUCCAACAAGUAUUUGACGACCAGAUCCCAAUCUUGGAGACCAUGGUCCUGCGGUCCCUGAAAGAAUUCCUCUUCUCCGAGGAGAAGCGCUCUGAACAAGAACCCGAAGGUCCAGCCGGCAAGGAUGGCGAGUCAAAGAAGAAGCGCGAGCUCACGGUCAUUGGUGGCACAAAUUAUGACGACGUCGCGAGUGCUACAACCCACCGCUUCCUGAAAGACAUUACUCGCAUCGCGACUUCUACACAGGACGAUCAUGCGUUCCUUGCUGUCGAGGUCCUUGCAAGCAUCAACCGUCAAGGCCUGGUUCACCCGAAGGAAACUGGUGUCACUUUUAUUACGCUGGCUACGUCGACACAUCCGCGCAUCUCUGAACUCGCCUUUCUUGAGCAUAAAGCCCUCCACACCAAACACGAAACGGUGAUCGAGCGCGAGUAUGCCAAAGCAAUCCAGUCAAUCUUCGCCUACCAGCGCGACAUCGUUAAGGAUCCCCGCGGCGCCACAACGAAUCCCUUUACGCCCAAGCUUCACCUCUUCAUGGAAGUACUCAAGAUCAGCAAGGCCAAGAACCGGGUCAAGUUCCUCGAGAAGCUUGUUAGCCAGAUCGACUUCGACAUUGCAAAACUUGAUAUGUCGGAGGAGCUUCCUCCUCAUGUUCAGUACUCCAGGUUCAUCAUUGAGAACCUUGCUUUCUUCGAGUACGUCACGGUCGGCGAGAUUCACUCUCUCGUUGCAGCCAUGGAGAGACUUGUCGCUUCUACCGGGGCCAGCGUUGCGCAGGUCAUCGAGUCCGAGGUCUUUCACCUACGCAUUGAUGUGUUGGAUGCGCCUUCUUCCCAGAGCCCUAACCCUGACGGCCAACUGCGGGCCGAAGCUCAAACUCAGGGUCAAGUUAACCCCUUGCUCCCCGACAUCGAGUACUCCCGCUUGCGCCAACUUACGGCCGCUUCUAUGAUCCUUCUCGCCAUCUGGGAAGUCCGCACAUACCUGCGGCGGCUCUACAGUCUUGGCACCAACCGCCGAGAGAACAGCGCCAAGCCUGCCAAGCCCCAAGUCAAGGACUUGGCCCGUCCUCCAGUCAAGGUCCAGGGCGUCACGGGCGACAAGGUCUGGGAGGAGAUCAACAACAUCAUGGGCGCCCUUAGCGGUGGCCGUGAGCGCAUGGUUCGUGCGUGCAAGGACCUUGUUGAGCUCAUGAGUAUCGAUAAAGAGUUCCUGGUCCCCUCUGAAGAGGACGAGAUGGAUCUUGACGCGGCUGGUGAGGAAAACGGGUUCGGAGACGAGAGUGAUUGGGAGGAGGGCGACGAUGACAUGGCAUCAAGUGCUGGGACUCCCAGCGGGACGGGACGUGGCAGGAAGCGCAAGUCACAGGCUGGCGGAGCGGCCGGUCAAAAGAAGAAGCGCUCUCGGUCCAGCUCGCAGCAACCGCCACGCAAGAGGGGUCGGCCGAGGAAAAACCCUCUUCCUGAGGCGGCGUCUGCAUCUACGCAGCCUGUGUGGCUGCAGCACGAUGAGGAGUGGUUCUGA
Molecule: messenger RNA, 5841 nt
Organism: Thermochaetoides thermophila DSM 1495
Lineage: Eukaryota; Fungi; Ascomycota; Sordariomycetes; Sordariales; Chaetomiaceae
Exons: 3
Coding region: 1-5841 (1946 amino acids)
Biological process (GO): establishment of protein localization to chromatin; regulation of gene expression; replication-born double-strand break repair via sister chromatid exchange
Cellular component (GO): Scc2-Scc4 cohesin loading complex
Molecular function (GO): chromatin binding
Source: RefSeq, a predicted model, not a curated record